AUGAUGGCUUUGAGUGUUCGGACGGAGAGCUUCCGUGGGAGGGGCGAGAACACACGGAAUCAAGGGGCCGGCGAUGCUGAGCAAAGUCGACCGUCGUCAAGCGGCGGCCGCUUGGAACAACAUCUCGGCGCCGUCGAGUCUGUCGAUAUGCCGCCGGCGGCGGCGGCGUUGGUUCCGUCGGUUCCGGUCGCAUCCCGGACAUUGGGUUUCCCCACCGGGCCCCGACCGACGGCCGUAGCAGUCACCCCGGCCAGAAUAAACGCGGACGCUAGAGGUGAAAGAGACGUCCGAGGUGGCGGAAGAGCGGGAGGCAGAGACAACGGGGCAGCGCCGACGGAACACACACGAGCAUUCAAGGGAGGCAGUAGCGGCGGUGCGAGUUUCGGCUCGCCCGGGAGUCGGGUAGUGGUUGACGAACAGCACCACCUUCCUACCAAGAGAACAUCGGACGCGAGGCAGCAGGUCGUCGGCGGUCGAAGGGCACGUGAUCGUAAGGGCGGCGGAAGACGGAGAUCGGUCGCAGAAGUUGGGCAAACGGUAGGCGCAGAAGGCAACAGCGGCAGUCUUGCUAGAGGGGGUGGGGUGGUUCGUGGAAACGCGGACGGUGUUAAAGAGCGACCACGACGAGUGUCGUCGCAGCUCUCUUUUGGCUCGUCUGUCACCGAGGGCGGCGGCGGCGGCGGCGGCGCGGCGGGGGGAGGCCAUCGUAGAGGAGGCCAACGUGGAGGGGAGGUCGGGGAAAACGCGAGGCGAGCUAGGUUGGGAACGCAGGACACCAAGUUUCGCAUGCAGGCGGGACAGAGCAACACUCUGGUGGCAGUGAGGCUGAGGCCGCUGCUGAAGCACGACCGAGAACACGUAGAAGUGGCCAAGGUGCUGGAUCACAGGGUGGUGGUCCUGAUGGACCCUGCAAAGGUCAACCAAGAAGUUGACCCCCUCCGGGUAAACCGCACCAGAGAGAAAAGGUUCGUGGUUGGUGCACUUCUUCCGUUGUGCCAAGCUCAUCUUUUACGGUAA
This is a messenger RNA of Ectocarpus siliculosus, 1017 nucleotides long. The record is from the annotation of a GenBank genome assembly. NCBI's taxonomy places the organism in Eukaryota, Phaeophyceae, Ectocarpales, Ectocarpaceae.